UAAAAUAAUUUACAAUUUGUUUUAUUAACAUUAAAUUUUUGUUGACAUUGUUUAAUUUUGCAUGCGAAUACACUAUUGUUGUAAUGGAGUUACACGUUGAUACACAUCUCUUAGGAAAAACCAAGAUUUCUCCAUCAAUUAUUUUAAAAACUGACAGUAUGGAGGACAAGGCGUCAUUAAAAGAAUUAGAUCAAUGGAUUGAACAACUAAAUGAAUGCAAGCAAUUGACAGAAAAUCAAGUGAAAACCCUAUGCGAUAAGGCGAAAGAGAUCUUAACGAAGGAGUCAAAUGUGCAAGAAGUAAAAUGCCCAGUGACUGUAUGCGGCGACGUGCACGGUCAGUUCCACGAUUUGAUGGAGCUGUUCCGCAUCGGCGGCCGCUCGCCCGACACCAACUACCUGUUCAUGGGUGAUUACGUGGACCGUGGCUACUACAGCGUCGAGACAGUCACAUUGCUCGUCGCCCUCAAGGUCAGAUAUCGAGAGAGAAUAACAAUUUUGCGCGGUAACCACGAAUCGCGUCAGAUCACUCAAGUAUACGGCUUCUAUGACGAGUGCCUGCGCAAAUACGGUAACGCUUCCGUAUGGAAACACUUCACGGACCUGUUCGACUUCCUGCCGCUGACGGCGCUGGUUGAUGGCCAGAUCUUCUGCCUGCACGGCGGCCUCAGCCCCUCCAUUGACACCCUCGACCACAUCCGAGCGCUCGACCGCGUGCAGGAGGUACCUCAUGAGGGACCCAUGUGUGACCUUCUCUGGAGUGACCCUGAUGAUAGAGGCGGAUGGGGCAUAUCUCCGCGUGGCGCUGGCUACACUUUCGGGCAGGACAUCUCGGAGACGUUCAACCACAGCAACGGGCUGACGCUGGUGUCUCGUGCCCAUCAGCUCGUCAUGGAGGGCUACAACUGGUGCCACGACAGGAAUGUCGUCACCAUAUUCUCAGCGCCCAAUUACUGCUACAGAUGUGGUAACCAAGCGGCCAUUAUGGAAUUGGAUGAUGCGCUUAAGUAUUCAUUCCUGCAGUUCGACCCGGCCCCGCGGCGCGGCGAGCCGCACGUGACGCGGCGGACGCCCGAUUACUUCAUGUAGGCAGCGCGCUCACGCACCGCACGCACACCCAGUCGGUGGCGCAAUCAUGGGCGAGCGUGAAGGGCGGGGCUCGAGUGCGGAUGGGGCGCUCCGCCGUCCGCUUGCUGCUCCGCCUCGCCCGCACCGCCGCCCCGCCCUCGCCUGACCAAGCCCCGUCUCCCGCGAACCCCGCCUCACAUAGCACUUUUUUAUUCCAAUGAUAAUGUCAUAUUUAUAUCGUAUUUCAUGAGCAAAUAAUUCAAUAGUAGCUCGCCUCGCUAGUUCACAAAUCACAGUUGCUUAAAUAAUGUCCUUGAUAGGAAUGCAUUCCGUUAUCCUUCAUUUUUACUUUCCUAGUCUCAAAAUACAGCUUUUAGUAUCUAUUCUAUUCUUAUAAUAUUAAAGUUUAAUAUGUCAAGUUCAAAGCAAUAAUGAUAUAAUUAUUAUGUUUGUAAGAAGAUAAUUUAAGAAAAAAAAUCUUUCCUUGAAUCGAUAAAAGUAAAUUGCAAUACGAUUCAGGUCGUUACUUUGAGACUGAAUCUAGUAACGGGGUGUAGCGAGGCGAGGGGGCGGGGCCGCGGAGUGCGGUAGGCGGGGCGUGUCGCAGGGGGCGGGGCUCAGGUUCUUGCCCGUAGCCUAAGCUCAGAUUAUGCUGGUAUGUUCAUUGCGCGACUCGACAGUGCGACACAAGUUUUUCAAAAUAUACUUAUGUUAAAACUUAUGUAUCAAAGACACUAAAGACCUCAUUAAACUGCGUACAUUUGCUAAAACGUUGGUUUUAUUUAAUUCUCCGUCGAAUGGACAUACCACCAUAAUGGUGGGAAGGCUCCGCGCGUCGCUUCCUUACGGAAUAUUUUUUCAUAUAUAAAAUGUAGAU
This is a messenger RNA of Papilio xuthus (Asian swallowtail), 1944 nucleotides long. RefSeq names its product protein phosphatase 2 catalytic subunit mts (gene mts). Lineage: Eukaryota; Metazoa; Arthropoda; Insecta; Lepidoptera; Papilionidae. Gene Ontology annotation, molecular function: protein serine/threonine phosphatase activity. The transcript has 8 exons. The coding region runs from base 84 to 1088 and encodes 334 amino acids. The record is from RefSeq and is a predicted model, not a curated record.